This is a messenger RNA of Biomphalaria glabrata, 1641 nucleotides long. RefSeq lists its product as uncharacterized. Bases 178 to 900 code for a protein of 240 amino acids. The transcript is spliced from 2 exons. Lineage: Eukaryota; Metazoa; Mollusca; Gastropoda; Planorbidae. Gene Ontology annotation, biological process: piRNA processing. The record is from RefSeq and is a predicted model, not a curated record. Gene Ontology annotation, cellular component: mitochondrion. Gene Ontology annotation, molecular function: metal ion binding; RNA endonuclease activity producing 5'-phosphomonoesters, hydrolytic mechanism.
GUCUUGUUUGUGUUAGAUCCACUGGGUUAGAUCUUAGAGAAUUUAUUAGUUCCUUCAUUCCUUGGUUUGGAGUAUGGGUCUGAAUUUCUGAGCUUACCUAGAUCUAGAGAGGAGGCGACUUAGCUAUCUAUAUUUAGAAUUAGAUCUAGAUUCCAGUUUGUGAAUGCACACAUAUCAAUGUCAACAUUUAAAGGAUUCCUAGUUACUUUUGUUUUCUUUGUGGCUAGUGAAAUAUUGUACAAAUUAUAUCGUAGACGCCAGAAAACGACCAAACAUGGGAUUCGGAAGAACGAAAGUGAAAGGUUAAGCAAGAGUUCUCUGCAAGUUCUAUUUUUUCCUGAUAAAAAAAUUGCAUGUAAUUCCUUUUUUCUUUCAAGCAGUGGGUGCUUAAGAGAUAACUGUCAAUAUUCUCAUGAAAAGACCUCGUUAAGUGAGUUAUAUAAGCAUAUGACAGCCUGUCAAACGUCCAUGGAUAUUUGUGUAUAUGUAAUUACAUGCAAAGGUUUGGCAGAUAUCCUCUCCGAUCUGUAUAAAAAUGGAGUAAAAAUGAGAAUUAUUACCGAUAAAGACCAGUUGUCUUCCUCUGGCUCAAAGAUCUGGAAUCUAAGAAAAGAAGGCAUACCUGUGAGAGUGAAUGACAGUUCAUUUCUCAUGCACCACAAAUUUGUUAUAGUGGAUGAAAAAAUAUUGAUUAAUGGUUCCUUCAAUUGGACAUACCAAGCUAUCACAGGAAAUCAAGAAAAUGUCAUAAUCACUGAUGACAUCGCAGUGACAUCUUUAUUUAAAGCUGAAUUUCAAAGACUGUGGGAUGAGUUCUACAAGCCACUGACACAAGAAGAAGAAAACCAAAUAAGUUUAAGACAAUCUCGCCCUCCCCUUAAAAAGCAAGAUUUUUCCUAAUGCUAAAUCCACUAGAUUUAACUAUUGAGUUUUAUAUCAAGAUUUAUAGCUAAUGAAAAUGUUACAAUAGAAAUUUUUAAGUUAAUAUAUUAAGCUUUAAUGCUGAAAAAAUUUUAUAUGUAAUAUACCCUAGCCCAAAUGUUACUUUUUUUUUUUGUUAGUACAAAUUUCUUUUCUUUUUUUGUCAAUAAUAUAUUUAUAAAAACAUUUUAUAACUAUUUUUCUUCUAAAUUCUUAUUUAUAUGUAUUAAUAAACUAAGCCUCUAUAGUGCUGCAAAUGAAUACCAGUACAAAAUACAAUUAUCCUUACAAUUAUUUUAAACAAAUUAUUGCUGAAAGGAAUUAAUUUGUACUAAAAUGGCAUUGUAAAAGUUUGGCUCUAAGUAAAGUACUGGUAAUGAAAAAGCACUGGUUCAGAAUGAAUUUGUCAAACAGCCACAAAUACACAAAUAAAAAUGCUAUUUUAUAGAGUUAAGAAUUUUUACUUGUUCAUUUUUUUUAUGUUGCAUCAAAAUAGAGUAUUAAAUGUUACAUCAGAAGUAUAUAUAUAUAUAUUAAUUGAUUUAUCCUAUUUAUAUUCGUGUUUCUUCCAUGCACAUUACUUUGGUAUAAAUUAAUUAUACCAUAAUCAUUCUAAUAUUUCCUAUUCUUAUUUUAUAACAACCAAUAAAAGUUAAAAUUGUAAGUCUCAAAACAUGAAAUAUACUUCUUUUGCCUUCUUAUGGUUACCUAUUUUUUUUU